Molecule: messenger RNA, 1119 nt
Organism: Pestalotiopsis fici W106-1
Lineage: Eukaryota; Fungi; Ascomycota; Sordariomycetes; Amphisphaeriales; Sporocadaceae
Exons: 1
Coding region: 1-1119 (372 amino acids)
Biological process (GO): carbohydrate metabolic process
Source: RefSeq, a predicted model, not a curated record
AUGCCGGCCGAACUUCAUGGCAUCAAGGCCAGCGAUGUCCACGCCAAGAUCCAGCUGCUGAUCGAUGGCAUGGUCAACAUCAAGGACAAGUCUGGAGAAUUUUUAAUGACAUUGGCCGACGGCCGCGUCAUUGACACCAAGGGAUGGAACGACUGGGAAUGGACGCACGGCAUUGGCCUGAAUGGCCUCUGGGCCUACUACAACCUGACGGGUGACGACAAGUACCUCAAGAUCAUUGAAGACUGGUUUGCCAACCGCUUCGCUGCCGGCGGCACCACCAAGAACAUCAACACCAUGGCCGUCUUCUUGACGCUGGCCUAUGUUUACGAAAAGACGGGAAACCAGACAUAUCUGCCCUGGCUGGACAGCUGGGCCGAGUGGGCCAUGCACGAUCUCGAAAGGACAAAGUACGGCGGCAUGCAACAUAUUACCUACCUCGAGGUGAACGAUCAGCAAUUAUGGGACGACACCCUGAUGAUGACCGUGGUACCGCUGGCCAAGAUUGGACAGCUCCUCAACCGGCCACACUACAUUGAGGAGGCCAAACGGCAAUUUCUGCUGCACAUCAAGUACCUGUUUGACAACAAGACGGGCCUCUUCUUCCACGGGUGGACGUUUCACGAGGGCGGGCACAACUUUGCCAAUGCGCGGUGGGCCCGGGGCAACUCGUGGAUCACGAUUGUGAUCCCCGAGUUUCUCGAGCUCCUCAACCUCGACCCCAACGACGCCUUCCACCGCACCCUGGUGGACACGCUGGACGCGCAGGUCGAGGCGCUCGCGCCGCUGCAGGCCGACUCGGGGCUCUGGCGGACCGUGCUGGACCGGCCCGAGAGCGAAGGGUCGUACCAGGAGGCCAGCGCCGCGGCGGGAUUCGCCUUUGGCAUCCUCAAGGGCCAGCGCAAGCGCUAUAUUGGCAAGCAGUACCAGGACGUGGCCAUCAAGGCCAUCAAGGCCGUGCUCGACAAUGUGGACCAGGACGGCGAGCUGCUGCAGACGAGUUUUGGUACCGGCAUGGGCCAUGACUUGCAGCAUUACUAUAAUAUCCCCAUUACGAGUAUGCCGUACGGUCAAGCCAUGGCGAUUAUUUCUCUAGUGGAAUUCCUGAGAGUCUUUUACUAG